Molecule: messenger RNA, 513 nt
Organism: Aspergillus glaucus CBS 516.65
Lineage: Eukaryota; Fungi; Ascomycota; Eurotiomycetes; Eurotiales; Aspergillaceae
Exons: 1
Source: RefSeq, a predicted model, not a curated record
CUACUGCCGGGGGUCAUUGAACCCAGAGACUGUUCGCGAUAUCAUGUUAUACAUGUGCACAACAAGAUUUGAUAUCAAGGAGGAGCAGCGGCUGAUUCUCCAAGAGUAUCUUUUAGACCAUGAGAUGGCCGCUUCAGCUGAAGCACUUGAUGUCCAGACACAUGCUUUCAAGGCUAUUAGUGAUGAUGAGGAGGAUGUCAAGAUAUGUCUUGAUACACCGGCUGCGACAUCAAUUAUGCAGGCAACCCCGGAUGUACCGCCACUCUCAGCAGUCACCGCUGGAAAGCGGCCUGCAGUUACUUCUGACAAUGAGGAAGACUCUAAUGCUGAUGAAUUUGCGGAUCCAGAUAAGAACAGGGCAUCACCCUCCCCUGACUUCCCUGAUACGCAGCAUCGUGUAUCAGGUAGAAUACGGAAGAAGUUGAGACUACUGGAUGGGUAUAUAGCUUGAUUACUUCACUCUUGACUCUUCAGAACCAUAACCAGACACUGUACUAUAGAUAUAAUGUAAAC